AUCACCUGAAUCAAUAUUACCAACUACUUGGUGUUAUUCCACUAUUUUCACCUACAGGUUGCACGCAUAGGCUAAUUUAAUUUUGAAACUGUACACAAUUUUAUGCCUAUUUUUAUGAAACGAAUGUUUUGGACGCCGGAAUGCAUUAAAACGCGGGAAAAUAUUACAUUGUACGUAUCAGUAUCCGUUGCAUGAUUGUAAUGAGAGUAGGCUUUUCCCAAACGGUUUCAUCGACUCACGUUUCUAACGGCCGCUACCAUGAAACCUGGAGGUGGUACGAAGACUUCUACCGCCAAAACUGUAGCUUCUGAGGAUAAGGUCAGAAAGUCUUUGCACGUUUUGCAGCCAUCAGCCACCGACAAAGAAAACUUGGUUGGUGGAGGGAGAAUGCUCAGAUCUGCUUUGCCGGUGAAAGAAUCAAAUAAAAAUGAAGUAAUUGAGAAACCAAAAAAUGAACCUGCAAAACGUAAGAAAAUAACCUUCAAGGAUAAAGGUGUUCAGACUGCAAGAGGUGGAAAGAUUAAAAUCGAGGUUGAAGACCUAACUUCUGAAGCUGGACCUAGCGAAAACUAUUGGGAAGUAUUAGCUGAAAGACGGCGGAUAGCUCUGGAAGAUGCUUUAGAAGACAACAGAGAAUUGACUGAACGCGUUGAAAAGUUGGAAGAAGAAAAACGUAUAUAUAAAGAAAUGUUGGACGAAUCAAGAGCACUAGUCGAAGUUUUGCAGGAAAUGCUUGGAGAAGAUGGAAAUAAUAUAAAUAACUCUCUGGAUGAUAGCGUACUUUAAUUCUGUGUUUUGUAAUUAAGUUUCAACCAGUGCCUUAUGAUUCAAACAUAAAAAUAUACAUCUCCAUAUUGGAGAUUAUUAUACAAGAAAAAAAAAAGUCUGAGUAAAAAAGUUUGUAUGUCGUUGUAGUUAACUUUAGCCAUGUAUUCGUGAAAAAUUCGAACAUAACUGGUUAUUCGAAUAAGACUAUAGUUGCGACUAUGGAUAUAAUUACCUCAUAGAAUAUUACUUAUAAUAAUAAAAAUAUUAUAUAACUUUGA
Molecule: messenger RNA, 1046 nt
Organism: Megachile rotundata (alfalfa leafcutting bee)
Lineage: Eukaryota; Metazoa; Arthropoda; Insecta; Hymenoptera; Megachilidae
Gene: geminin
Product: geminin DNA replication inhibitor
Biological process (GO): negative regulation of DNA replication; negative regulation of cell cycle
Cellular component (GO): nucleus
Source: RefSeq, a predicted model, not a curated record